Messenger RNA from Pelobates fuscus (common spadefoot toad), 6249 nucleotides. It is a transcript of the gene RBBP6, whose product is annotated as RB binding protein 6, ubiquitin ligase. Gene Ontology annotation, biological process: ubiquitin-dependent protein catabolic process; protein ubiquitination. Gene Ontology annotation, molecular function: ubiquitin protein ligase activity; zinc ion binding; nucleic acid binding. The record is from RefSeq and is a predicted model, not a curated record. The transcript is spliced from 17 exons. Gene Ontology annotation, cellular component: nucleus. Bases 676 to 6072 code for a protein of 1798 amino acids. Lineage: Eukaryota; Metazoa; Chordata; Amphibia; Anura; Pelobatidae.
GUGCGUGGCCCGCGCCGUGCUGCCUGGAAACCCCGUGUUCGCAGUGAGGGAGCCGCGGUCAGUGCGCCAUUAGCUGCCCUCCGGAGCUGUGUGUGAGGAUUACCGUGCCGGACACCUGGACCCACCGCAGCCAGCACCCGGAACUCUCCCCGGACACCGGCCUGACCACGGGACGGACCGACCCCGACUGACCGCCCUGUGUGGGCUUGGAACCGACGACUAGGCCUCAGCCGCCCUUUGUGCCCACCCCGGACCCCGCUCGGAGCCGCAGGACUGGACUGUCUGACACCGCGUUACCGGAACACACGGACUGAGUUACCGGAACACACGGACUUGGACUGAGUGCUCUGGACAUAGCUCGGCCCGCGGGCCUUGGAACUGUUGGACAGUUGUGUCAUUGGAAGAUUAAGCCACUCUGGGACUUACUAUUUAACCUCCUUUUGAAGACCGUGGUGUGUGUGUAAGGGGUGGGGGGAGUGUUGGGUUGGGGGCCCCACUGAGGGGCCCCCCGCCCCCUUUAUUUCUGUGUCGUGCCCCGUCCUAGGCCUUGGUGUGCUGUGUGAGUGUUUUGUGUGCUGGCCAUGUGUGAGAUCUGCUCUCUCUGUCCCUGUUCUGUCUGAGCCCUUUCCAUUAUUUAGACUACUGCACCCCCAUACCCCCCAAUAACCAGCUAACAUGUCGUGUGUGCAUUACAAGUUUUCCUCCAAACUCAACUAUGAUACGGUGACCUUUGAUGGCCUGCACAUCUCCUUGUGCGACCUCAAGAAGCAGAUCAUGGGGAGAGAGAGGCUGAAGGCUGCUGACUGCGAUCUGCAGAUCACCAAUGCUCAAACACAGGAAGAGUAUACAGAUGAUGCAGCACUGAUUCCUAAAAACUCAUCAGUCAUCGUACGGAGAAUUCCUAUCGGAGGCGUUAAAACAUCAAGCAAAACAUAUGUCAUAAGUCGUUCCGAGCCAGUGAGUGGAACAUCAAAAGCAAUUGAUGACGCUUCUGCAUCUAUUUCUAUGGCCAAGCUUGCUAAGACCGCCAAUCUGGCUGAAGCAGAUGCUUCUGAAGAGGAUAAAAUCAAAGCUAUGAUGACACAAUCCGGACAUGAAUACGAUCCUAGCAAUUAUAUGAAGAAACCGCUAGGCCCUCCGCCUCCUUCCUAUACAUGUUAUCGAUGUUUAAAACCUGGCCAUUACAUAAAGCAGUGCCCUACCAACGGGCAGGACAAAUCUUUUGAGCAAACUGUCAGGAUUAAAAAGAGCACUGGAAUCCCCCGUAGUUUUAUGGUGGAAGUAGAGGAUCCCAAUAUGAAGGGAGCUAUGCUUACAAACACUGGAAAAUAUGCCAUACCUACAAUCGAUGCGGUGGCUUAUGCUGUUGGGAAAAAGGAAAAGCCACCGUUUCUUCCCCCUGAACCCUCAUCGUCUUCUGAGGAAGAGGAUCCUGUGCCCGAUGAGCUGCUAUGCUUGAUCUGUAAAGACAUGAUGAACGAUGCUGUUGUAAUACCGUGCUGUGGGAAUAGCUACUGUGAUGAAUGUAUUCGCUCUGCCCUACUUGACUCUGAUGAUCAUACCUGCCCAACAUGCCACCAGACAGAGGUUUCCCCGGAUGCUUUAAUCGCCAACAAAUUUUUACGUCAGGCUGUAAACAAUUUUAAGAAUGAAACCGGUUACUCAAAGAGGAUCCGCAAGCAACAGUCUGCACCUCCUGCAAAACAGUCCCAAGCUGCUCCACCUGCACGCAACACACAACAGUCUUCACGCACAAUGCCAUCGCGACAGCAGGACCCUCUCAUUGCUCCUGCAACUACUGCACCAGUUGUUAAUCAGACCCCUCCCAGCACUGUUCCGAGCCGCCAGUCUGCUGCACCUAGCACUGUACCAGCCAACCCUCCACCAUUGUCUGCAUCUCCUGCAGACUCCACACCUUCACUGCCAUUACCUGUCCACAAGGAGAGAGUAAAAACAGAACCUGUAUAUCACAAUCAGGACAAAAUUGGCUCCCGUUCUAGCACGGUUCCUGCCAUCCCGGUUACAUCAUCCAGCUGCUUAAACCCUGUGACCAGUAACUCACUUCUUGGAGAUAAGGGAUAUCAUGUACCGGUUCUUAGUCAAUUGCCUUCCCUUGCUCACUGCCAUCCUGCACCAACACCACUCUUGAGGACCAAUAUCCCCAGACCAUCUGGACCAAGACCCCUUAUGGGCUGGGAAGGUCCAAGUCGUGGACGCCAUCCUCACAACGACCGUCCUCUUAGAAAUCAGGGUCCUUCCAUGGUAUCAUCGGGACCGGUGUAUGUCCAUCCACCUCCUCCUUUGUUUCCACCACCUCCUCCUCACGGUCUUCCACUGCCCCCAGGAGCUCCUCCACCACAAUUCCCACCUCAAUUUCCUCCUGGUCAGCCCCCAGGUGCGGGUUAUAAUGUUCCUCCUCCUGGUUUUGCUUCAGUGUCUCAAACAGUAUCUGCACCUUGGGCUCCUGCAACAAUACAAGGAGCACAUAGCAAUGCUCUUUCAGCAACAAACUUAGUAAACCCACCGCUGUCCAAAGAGGAGUUCUACAGAGAGCAACGUCGACUUAAAGAAGAAGAAAAAAAGAAAUCUAAACUUGACGAGUUUACAAAUGACUUUGCCAAGGAACUACUUGAAUAUCGUAAAAUACAGAAAGAGCGCAAACGAUCUUACUCCAGGUCAAAAUCUCCAUACAGCGGCUCAUCUUACUCCAAAAGCUCCUCCUAUUCCAGAUCAAGAUCCAACUCUUCAAGGUCACCUUCUUACUCCCGAUCCUAUAGCCGGUCACGCUCUCGUUCUUACUCAAGAUCACCUUACCAGAGGAAGGUUUCCUCAAAGGGUCGCGCUCACCGCUCUAAAUCCCGGUCUCGUGGAUAUCAACAUUCCAGAUCCAAGUCCCCAUACAGACGGUACAAUUCACGCUCCAAAACACCUCCCCAUAGACCCCCGUCACCAAACAAAAGAGUAGUUCCUCUAAUGGAAAGUGACCGGGAAUAUUGUAAUAGAUAUCGUGAAAUGCCUCCCUAUGACAUCAAGGCUUUAUAUGGUCGUCAACCAGACUUAAGAGAUCCCUAUGAAAGACAACGAUUUAGAGAGUGGGAGAGAAAGUACAUAGACUGGUAUGAAAAAUAUUGUAAAGGGGUCACAAUGAAUGCUAUGCCACGACAGAGGUCCCCUGUGAACCGGGAGAAUUAUUCACCAAAUCGCUUCCCUGUUCCUCCACAAGCACGUAGGGAUAAUUCUCCAUACAACCGAGGCCGAAGAGAAGAUUAUCCUCCUUUGUUACCACACCGUGGUCGUCCUCUUGCAGGGUCCUAUCAAGAGAAAAUGCUUCCACGUGAACCUCCUCAUGGCAUGAAGGAUGCAAACAAAUUGAAAGAAAAAGAAGUAAUGAACCCACCUUUAGACUCUAAAGGAAACAAACACAAAAAACAUCGAAAGAAGAGGAAAGGGGAGGAAAAUGAAGGCUUCACCAAGCCAGAUAUAGACAACCCCCGGAAACACAGAGAUCCAAAUGCAGUAGAUGGUAAAAGAAAUGAACCCUUCUUUGUGCCCACAAGCAAAGAUGAUGCUACCCCAGUAAGGGACGAGCCAAUGGAUGCAGAGUCCAUUGCUCUUAAAGCUCUUGCUGCAAAGGACAAACGAGAGAAGGCCAAGGUAAAACCAGAGAAAACAAAACAUAAGCUUGAUGGUAACUUGCCUAAAAAGGAAACCACCUCAACCUCCAAGGUAGUCAAAAUCGAAAAAGUAGUAGUUGAUGUUGAGAAGGAAAAACUUGCUGGUGUUGAACCACCAACCAAGAAGCCAAAAGAUGAGACACAAAAACCUGACAAUGUCAAAAAGGAUGAUAAAACUGCUUUGCUGCCACGCAAAGUGCAACUUAAAGUGGUAAAGCAAAAUCCAGAUGAUAAACAGGUGACAAAAGAUGAUAAACAGGUGACAAAAGAUGAUAAAAGCAAGAAGGAGCCCUCAAAAGAUGUAAAGCAAGAGAAACCCAUCGUCAAAGAGGAGAAGUCAAAGAAGGUUAUAGAUAAAUCCAAAGUAAGCGAGGUCAAGCAAGAGAAACGAAAAAGGAAAGUGGAUGAGAAGGUCCCAGGAAAGGAACAGGACAAAACCACAGUAGAAACCAGCGAGCCCCCCAAACCUUCCACCUCAAAAGUUAAGUCUGAAGUAGAGAUUAAAAAUCCUGAAAAGGUACCUGAAAAUGAGAAGCCUACUGUUAAAAAAAUUAAACUCAACCGUGAAACUGGAAAGAAAAUAGCCACUGCUGAUACCUCUGCAGUGGCUGAGGAGGCUGAGGAGAAAAAGAUGCCUUCUGCUGUGACCAAGUCAAAACUAGAACGGGUGAAGGGCAAAGUACGGAGAAAAGUCACUGUUCAAGAUGGAUCUGGCUCCACCUUGGUGGAUUAUACCAGCACAAGUUCCACUGGAGGAAGUCCCAUACGAAAGGGAGAAGAUAAACUAGAUACCAAGAGAACAGUCAUCAAGACAAUGGAGGAAUAUAAUAAUGAUAUCACUGUGCCUGCAGAAGAUGUAAUUGUAAUGGUUAAGAUUCCCCAGUCAAAAUGGGACAAAGACGAUUUUGAGUCUGAAGAUGAUGAGGCUAAGGAUGCGCCGACUUUACCUUGUGCUGGAAAGCCGAUGAGUGUGAUAACAAAGCCUCUGUCUUCUGUUAUUCUUGUUGAUAAGGAAACUAGUUUAUUAGAGAAGCCAAAAUCGACCCGGGAACAAGGAGAUGAGGGCUCACCACUUGAUGCCAAAACUUCAAAAGAAUCCUCAGUUUCCCACACCAAGAGCAGGCUCAGUGGUAAAGAUAGCCCUGUUGAUGUGAAGGAAACGUCUAACAAAAGAAAAGGAAGUUCCCAGGCUGACAGCAGCUCUGACCGGUCAGGUCAGCACUCUUCUAAAGAGAGGUCAUCUGAGAAACCAGAUUCUAGCAGAGGCUCUUCUAGUCGAGAUUUCACUCCUAACCGUGAUAAAAAGUCUGAGCGUUCAGACAGCAGGGAUCGAAAGCUGGAUCAUGAAAGCAAAUCUAGGGAUAAAAAACAGGAACAUGAAGCCCGGGACAAAAAAAUAGACUAUGACAAAGAAAAGGAUAAAAAGGUUGAGAAUGACAAUAAAGAACGAGACCGCAGGCUAGAACACGAAGGCAAGGAAAAGAAGCCAGAGUAUGAUAGCCGGGAUCAAAGCAGUUCAAAGAGGCGAGAUGAUAGAAGAAAGGACUCCCCUAUUAGAGAUACAUCCUCAAGUUCCCAGAAAUCUAGACCCAGGGAUAUACAGACUGAAACCUCUAGGAAAGGUACAGGUGAAAUAAAAAGUAGCCACAGCCCUUCACGGGAGCGGAAAGUAAAAGGCGAUAUAAAGGCUCCUGAUGCUAAACGGGCACGUGUUGAUCAAAAGCCAUCAGAAAAAUCCAGUACAAAAGAAAAGGAAAGGACCGUGUACAAAUCAAAGGGUGCAGAGGAAACCAGUGAUAACGUUUGUUCGAACACUAGACAUACUUCACCAGACACACAAACUGACAAAGAUGUUGGUGAAAAAGACUCCCACAAAGCAAAGGUUCCUCAGAACCCCUCAACACGACUGUCAACUGACCUCACGCGAGAGACCGAUGAGGCUGCUUUUGUGCCUGAUUAUAAUGAGAGUGACAGUGAAUCCUCUGUAAAACAGGAAGCAACCACAUCCCAGGAACCUCAGGAAAACAAAAAUAAGGACAGUGAAAGCACGGGCAUUAUGGAACCAGUUGACACAACUGGCCUGCCUGCCACGAAUCCAAGCAGCCCAAGUGAGAGCCGCAGCCCCAGCCCAGUUGAUUCACAAACUCACAGCCGCAGCAGUAGUGUGAGCUCUGUGGGGAGUCAGGACAGCAAAAAAAGAAAGCGGAAAAAGGAAAAGAAAAAACACAAAAAGCACAAAAAACACAAGAAGCAUAAGAAGCAUGCAGGUAAUGAAUCAGAGACUGAAAAAACAGAAAAGAGUCAGAAACACAAACACAAGAAGAAAAAGUCCAAGAAGAGCAAAGAUAAGGAAACGGAGAAGGAGGAGGUUAAAGCCAAACCACCAGUAACUGAGUGAACUUCUCGAGCCCAUCACCUCAAUAAAGCAAAAGCCUUUCCUGUGUCCAAAUGUAUUAUUUGUUCCACUGAAAUGUAAACAAAGGAGCUAUGUAAAUACUGGGAAACUGUGCCACACUUAAUAUAUUGAUUUGACUUUUACAUCAGAGCUUUAUAAAGUGAUUGUUUUUGUACGGAA